This is a messenger RNA of Histoplasma mississippiense, 723 nucleotides long. RefSeq lists its product with no specific name. The transcript has a single exon. The record is from RefSeq and is a predicted model, not a curated record. Lineage: Eukaryota; Fungi; Ascomycota; Eurotiomycetes; Onygenales; Ajellomycetaceae. The annotation marks the transcript as partial.
GCGUAUCUUCCCAAUCAAGCAGACGAUAUGGCUUAUAGCCGCAGAACAACUGUUACUGCUACCGUCCUCAACGAGUAUAGAGAUAUGAUAAAAAACACAACCUCUGAUCUUGAAGAUCAUCUCCAGGACGUUGAAAACAAACUUGACUCGUUCAUUCCAAAGGGAACCAAGAUGGAGCACGAAGAUAGCAUGCAGUGGAGCCGAAUACAAGAGGAAAGGAAUAGUACUCAACAGUGCCUCCGAAUCUGCGCGGACGCCCUUGAGCACAAACACGCCGAAAGACUAAAGGCCAGACUGGAAGCGAUGUCGCAGGCAGCCAAGAUGGAGGAAACAGCCGAGUGGGAGCAAUUCCAGGAAGAAAGAAAUAGCCUCAGACAGUGUCUAGCCAUUUGUGCUGAAGCAUCCGAGCAAACAAAGCAGGUGCGCUUCAACGAAUUCGAAGAUGUUCUCUCGGCUGAUGAUGCUCAUCAAGUCAUUGUCUCAACACUGGGAGAGCUCAUCUCUGCGAAGCGUAUCACAACUGGAUCUAGGUCAGCACAGUGGCUGGGGCAAAUGUCAGACGAAACUCUUCAGCAGCUUUCCCGGGAUCGCAGUCGUGUGUCUGAAGGCCCUGUGAGAGCUGAGAUGGGACCAGACAAUAAGUUUGACCAGUAUGGGCGGGGCCAUCAGCUGCGAGGAAAACAUUCUACGGUUCGCUCGGACUCCCCUACCCAGCCUUUGUAA